Molecule: messenger RNA, 2617 nt
Organism: Perca fluviatilis (European perch)
Lineage: Eukaryota; Metazoa; Chordata; Actinopteri; Perciformes; Percidae
Product: sodium- and chloride-dependent betaine transporter-like
Exons: 16
Coding region: 100-2001 (633 amino acids)
Biological process (GO): sodium ion transmembrane transport
Cellular component (GO): membrane
Source: RefSeq, a predicted model, not a curated record
AUCAGGACACACCCACCCAUCUUUGUAAUAAAGCUUUUCUUCGAACUUCGCACAGUCAGUCGUUGCCCACUGCAAGUUCACGGAGAAUAGACUGAGACCAUGACUGAGGAAACAGCCACAGGCGCUCCUGCUGGAGUCUCGGAGCCAGAUAAAGGGGCACCUGAGGAAGGGGUUCAGCCUAGGGGAAAAUGGGCCAGCAACAUGGAGUUUAUAUUCUCCAUGGCUGGAGAAAUCAUUGGCCUCGGGAAUGUUUGGCGUUUCCCAUAUCUGUGCUACAGGAAUGGAGGAGGUGUCUUCCUCAUCCCCUACUUUGUGUUCCUCUUCUUCUGUGGCAUCCCUGUGUUCUUCCUGGAGACGGCAUUGGGACAAUACACCAGUGAGGGCGGGGUGACCGCCUGGAGGAAGAUAUGUCCCAUGUCUGAGGGGGUGGGGAUUGCGUCCCAAGUUAUUGUGGUCUAUCUGAACAUCUAUUAUAUCGUGGUGUUGGCCUGGGCUAUCUUCUACCUGUAUCAGUCCUUCAAAAGCCCGUUGCCCUGGUCCACAUGUGACAACUGGUGGAACACUGAGGCAUGUCACAGUCACUCUAGUGUCUUUUCCAACCCCCAUUUGUUUAAAAAUGGCUCCAACUGGUCGUUUCUGUACAACGUCACCUCACCACCUGACGACUUUGAGAAUUUCAAUUACACGAGUGAAAUGGACCCUUUCCUGAAGGGCAGGUCACCGGAAGAGGAGUUCUGGAUUAACCGCGUGUUAAGGAUGUCAGAUGACAUGUCCCUGGGUAAGAUAAACUGGGACCUGGCUGUGUGUCUCCUGCUUGCCUGGAUAAUGUGUUACUUCUGCAUCUUUAAGGGAAUCAAAUCGUCAGGAAAGGUAGUUUACUUCACUGCUACAUUCCCCUACCUGAUGCUGUUGAUCCUUUUUAUCCGUGGAGUGACACUCCCAGGAGCUGGCGAGGGACUGAGAUAUUACCUCACUCCUGACUUCAGCAGGAUCACUGAUCCAGGUAUAUGGCGUGAUGCAGGGACUCAAGUGUUCUUCUCCUUCGCCGUGUGUCAGGGAGUACUGACCGCUCUGGGCAGCUACAACAAAUACAACAACAACUGCUACAGGGAUUGCUUGGCACUAUGUUGCCUGAACAGUGCCACCAGUAUCUUUGCUGGUUUUGCUGUGUUCUCAGUGCUGGGAUUCAUGGCUCACGACAUGGGCGUACCGAUGAGUGAAGUCGUUUCUAGUGGUCCUGGUCUGGUCUUUAUAGUUUAUCCAAGGGCUCUGUCGUGGCUGCCUGCCUCAUCGUUCUGGGCUGUGCUCUUCUUCCUCAUGGUCCUCUUCCUGGGCCUGGACACUCAGUUUGUGUGCGUGGAGAGCCUGGCCACAGCCAUCACAGACAUGUUCCCACGUCAGCUGAGGAGGCCGGGCAGCAGGGAGGUCCUGGCUCUGGUCAUUGCUGCUUCCUGUUUUCUACUGGGGCUGCCACUCAUCUCUGAGGGAGGGAUAGUCCUCUUCCGGCUGAUUGACACCUACGGUCCCAGUGGAACCACUAUCCUCAUUAUCGCCUGUUUUGAGACCACUGUCAUUGCCUGGGUGUAUGGUGCGGACCGUUUCUAUGACAACAUUAAGGACAUGAUCGGGUACCUACCAUUCCCCGUGCUGAAGUACUGCUGGCUGUUCAUCACGCCGCUCAUCUGUGGGGUCACACUGGUGUAUGACCUAACACAAUCACAGAGUCUCACUGUGUACGGUUAUAAACCCGGCAUCUGGGGUGGCGUAUUUGGAGCGCUACUUAUCAUCACUCCACUGAUGUGCAUCCCAGUAUUCUUUUUUAUCUCAAUGUAUAAGAAUCGCCAAAAAAUGACUACACCAUCCAGUGAUCUGCGUCAGGCUCAACCACACAAGCCAAUUCUCACACUGUGUAACCACGUCAUCUUCAAGGCACAGGUGAAGCCAAACAGACAUGUGGAGGAAAACGACAAGAUGGUGAUGGGGGAACCCAGCAUGGUUUGAUGGUCACUGGUGAACAGACCUGCAGCAAAUUAGUGCAUAGAUGUCAUCAAUUGAAUUGUACAAAUCUGUCACAACAAAAACACAAAAACAUAUAUUUUUUUCAUCAAAUGCAAAAUUGUAUGAAAGUUUACAUGUUUCAUGAGUAUUCAGGGACAGUUGUGUUUUUUUAUGUUGUGUUUAAUUUUUUGGUACGUUAGUGUUUACCUCAUUUUUGGAAUUAAUAAUAAUGGAAAAGUCCCAUGCAAUAUACAUUUUUCUAUACACCUAUAAUUCUAUCUACUGUAAGUGGCUUACAAAAGUACUUCACUGAUUAAGCAUUUCACUCUCAUACUGUAAUACUGUGGGACUCUGAGUGGACAGAACCAGAAAUACUCAUCUUUUUUUUUAUUCCAAGCAUUGUCUUAAUCCUCGUAAAAACCUGGCACCUACAUUGCCCACAAUGCAACCUGAAUGCUGACAGUUUGGUCAAAAAUGUUAGUGUGUUAUGCUAGUAACGGCUAAUGUAGCCUUGAGCUGCUAGCCUUAAAGCGAGAUGAGGAUCUGAGUACAGAGGUCUAGUCAGCUCACUCUUUCUUUCAGAUUAUUUUCAUUUUCAAAGCUGUAGUUAUCAAAACCC